Molecule: messenger RNA, 210 nt
Organism: Dichomitus squalens LYAD-421 SS1
Lineage: Eukaryota; Fungi; Basidiomycota; Agaricomycetes; Polyporales; Polyporaceae
Exons: 1
Coding region: 1-210 (69 amino acids)
Source: RefSeq, a predicted model, not a curated record
AUGUUGUUGUACAGUUCGACCGAGCUUGGAGUCUACGUUGCAUAUCAGCACCGGUUCUUCCCUAUCGAGUUUAUCGACAGUUCCCUUCUUUCUGCUGCAGUCGCGAUUAUACCCGUGACGAGCAAUGUUCGUGGGCUUGAGCAUCCAAUAUGGGUGGUGCACUCAUUUGAUCGUGUAAGUCCGAUUUUCAUACAAACAUUUUGCGAUUGA